This is a messenger RNA of Penicillium atrosanguineum, 213 nucleotides long. Its product is annotated as Major facilitator superfamily domain general substrate transporter. The record is from RefSeq and is a predicted model, not a curated record. Bases 1 to 213 code for a protein of 70 amino acids. Lineage: Eukaryota; Fungi; Ascomycota; Eurotiomycetes; Eurotiales; Aspergillaceae. The transcript is spliced from 2 exons.
AUGUCUGAAUUCCUCUCUAGUAUAAACAUUCGUAAUAUGAAUCUCAAUAAACGGAAUGUCCGUUUCAGUCAGCGCAUGCCGCAGCGGAACACUAGUAUGCGUCAAUGCACCGAGGUUGAUAAGCACCGCGUCGACAUUGCCGCGCGCUUCAUGGUUUUAUUGGGAUUGGUUUGGUUUGGGUAUCUAUUGGGUAACUUGGUUCGUGUUCAUUAG